Molecule: messenger RNA, 2117 nt
Organism: Passer montanus (Eurasian tree sparrow)
Lineage: Eukaryota; Metazoa; Chordata; Aves; Passeriformes; Passeridae
Gene: TMEM140
Product: transmembrane protein 140
Exons: 4
Coding region: 498-1148 (216 amino acids)
Source: RefSeq, a predicted model, not a curated record
CAGCUGACUCGAUAUCGGGAAAGAGCACGGCCCUUAGAACCGAAAGAGAAAGCAGAUAACCAUCUGCACGUGACAAAACAGGCUGCGGGGACAGCCAGCCCAGCACCGGCAGCAGCCGCAGAACAGCUGGGCUCCUGGAAAGGCAGCACAGCCCUCUCCAGCCUGUUUCAGCUCCACACCCACCCAAAUGGGCAGCCCAUUCAGAACAAUGGGUGUCCUCCACGUGACCUUCCAGUCUCUCCAGAAGCCUGUUGAGAAGAAGCCCUCCAAGGGAGUCUACAAGAAGUGAGGGAGAAGUGACCAGGGGAAGUGGACAGACCUGGGUGGACAGUGCUUCAAUGCUAUGUGGCUCAGCAAGGAGUGAUAGCCUUUCCUGAUGCCACUUCCCUGCUUUUCAGCGUGAAGCAGAAGCCUGUUCACUGCAGAAGAGGACAGUACACACUCUGGGAAGAGGAGCAGUCGGGUUUGCCAACCAGUCUGCGAGAGGAGCAAGGUGGAUGGCAAUCACAGGCAUCCCCACAGCAGCUUUUACCAUGGUAGCAAGAAAGCAUGCAGGCACCAGGAUGGGUCUUCUGCCACAGAGGUGUACCAAGAACCUGCUGCACCUGCUGAUAUUACUGGAGACUGUUGGGGCCUUGGCCUUGAUGUCCUAUGCACUGCUGUACGAAGCUGGAAACCUGGUGAACCUCCCUGACAAACGCAUCGGCUUUUACAGCUUCUGCCUGUGGAACGAGACAGCUGGGGAGCUGCAGUGCCUGGACACCAAGCACCUGCAGGCAAUGGGCAUCAGUCUACUACAGCUGGGACUAGCCAGGGUCUGUGUGUAUACCUGCCUGGUCUUCAUCCUCUUCCACCUCCCUUUUCUUUUAAAUGUGAAUUGCACAGGGCAGGGAGAGGAAUGGAAUAUGAUUCGCAUCAUACCCGUCAUCAAGCUGAUAAUCCUGUCUGGAGGCCUGGGUAUGUUUCUAUUGCAAACCUCGCGGUGGAUUCAUCCCUCUGAUUUCACUGGAGGCUUCCUGGCACUGCUUGGGACUCAGGCUCUGCUACUGCUCCAGAUUCUCACUGCCACUGUGCUCCUCAGCUGGGUCAAGCACACACAUAUGUGUGAAAACCAUUUAACUGAGGUGGCCGGGCCCGCUAAGAUUUGACAGUGAAGAAGAUGCAAGAGCUAUCAGUAACAUGAUUUAAAAUUGUAAUCCAAAUACAGCUUUACUCCCUAGAAAAAAUCUGAUUCCCUGUCCAAAGGCUCAUGUCCAGCCAUGCUCUGGCACAUUGCUGUGUGCAGCACUCCUGCAUCAGGCUGGCAGCAGACACCAAGAGCCACAGCACAGCCACAGCACAGAAGCUUUCCAGGUACAGGCUGUACCUUCCCAGCUUCAACAGCGUGUAACACCCCUCAGUUUGGGGCACGGCAUCAAAGUGGCAGCACUUCUGGCCCCAAAGAGCAGUGAAGGUAGCAGAACCAGCACGCAGUAAACACAGGCCUCUGCUCACACCUACUCUAAGUAAAAAAUGUUGCUAGCAUGUCAUAGUGUGUGAUUAAAUUUGUAACUAACAAAGUACUUUUAAUACAUUUUGCCCUACCAUGUAAUAAAGAUAAAGGGAGUUUAAAAGAAGGAUCUGUAGAUUGUGUUUAACUAGGAACUAACAAAUGCUCAGGAAAAGGUAACCAAUAGGUAAUUUCUUCAUAAGUACAUAGGAUACAUAUAACUUAAAUAGGCUUCCAAUCAACAACCAACCUUCAAGGCUGUGAAGAAAGCCAUCUAGGAUGAUACUGAAGUAACACCAGAAAGAAACAGUUUUGUAGUUUGAAAACAAGGUAACAGACUGAGCAUGCACUGAUAAAGAAAGUGCAAUAAAAGGACAAGUUGAUGCAGAUGAUUAAAUAACCACCAAAACUCCUACAUGGGGUAGUAAUAAACCCUAAAGGACACUAGAUGGCAGAAAAGACUGAAACAGUUAAGUCCGGUUCGUAUAAUCAUUUUCCAAAACAUGAGUUUUAUGUUACUGAUUUUUCUGUAUAGUGAGUAUGUAACAGCUUUGUGAGUAUACACUGCAUUAAUUCAUCCAGUGGCUGGGUGAAUUUAUGUAAAUAAAGAACGCCUGCUUAAUAGUGA